AAAGCUAUAAAGAUAAGAACUAAUUCAUCCAUUGAGUUCUUCAUUUCCAAUCCAAUCCACGUCCACUUUUUAUUUCAAGUAACUAAGCAAAUCUCCUCUCCAUUACCUUCAACUUCCAUCCACAUUUCUUCGAAAUUUCGACUCCAUUUCUUCCCAGUUUCAAACCCUUUUCAUUUUUCCUUCAUUCGCCUUCGUUUUGAGUGAAAACAAUCCUAAACAAUCCUACAACCGGCUGAGUUUGUGCAUGACGAGCGCUUCGGAGCUGUUUUAUUGUCGGAGGUAUAGAUUUGGUCGCACUGACUCUGACUUGGGCCUUGAUUCUGAGCCUCCCGAUCGGCAUCUUCAGUAUCAACGUCGUCAUCAUGGUCACAAUGGCAAUCACCGCCGCGACUUGAACUCCUGUGGCGAUUUCCGGCGUUCCUCGUUGCAAGAACGUCGUCAAUCUCCUCGGUUUUUUAACCCUCUUUCCGUUGAUCGAUCACCUGCACAGUCUGACUCAGCUACGAGCGUUGCUUCUAGAAAUAAUAUCAAUGGAAAUACUCAGAAUAGCUUGAGGUCUGGGUUAAGUGGGGAUUCCAGAUUGCCAGGAUCUGUUUUACUUGCUAGAGAAAGGCUUCUCGAGAGAUUGAGGGGUGCCUCGUCACCGACGACCAGAAACGCUCUUGUUGAAGCAUCAAAUGGAAAUCCAGAAACCACGACAAGUCGAUCACAGAGGAUAUCCCUCGUCGAUGCUGACAGGAUGCGGUUAGUAGCUGUACCUAGCAAGAGGCCCCCUGGUCUUUCACAGGAUGCAAUCAACCGCUUACAACUUGAGGUUUUUAUCAAUACAGAUCAUAUCAUCAACGACGGCGUGAUGACAAUAACAUCAACAGACUGUAGUAUAUGUCUAGAGAGUUUCACAGAUGGAGACAAGCUCAUCCAUUUACCUUGUGAGCACAAAUUUCACCAUCCUUGCCUGGACCGAUGGAUUAGAACUUGUGGAGAAUGUCCAUAUUGUCGACAACAUAUCGCCAUCAACUAAUAUUUUUCUAACACGUUUCGCAACUUGGGAUUUCCUGUAUGUGUAGAAAACUCAGAGACAAUCCAUUGUUCCAAGUUGUGGUAUUAAUCUUUUAUAGUUCUAUAGUUGAUGAUGUUCGUACUUGUAUCCUUCUAAGAUCCUGUAUUGACUCCAAAUUGUGUGGCAAUUUUAAUAGCCAAAGAGGACGCUUACAUGAUUUCUCUUCUUUUUCUUCGUUUCAUGUAAUUUA
Molecule: messenger RNA, 1250 nt
Organism: Cucumis sativus (cucumber)
Lineage: Eukaryota; Viridiplantae; Streptophyta; Magnoliopsida; Cucurbitales; Cucurbitaceae
Product: probable E3 ubiquitin-protein ligase RHY1A
Exons: 3
Coding region: 245-1021 (258 amino acids)
Source: RefSeq, a predicted model, not a curated record